AUGAGCAGUACUCCUGGGCAAGGUGCCGCUCACCUUCAAAAGCUCAACCCGCAGGCUCUCAACUUCGUGCCUAGCAGUGCGCCGGCCAAGCAAGAGUUUGUUGGCUAUGCGCCAGAGGGUGACCACAAGCCUAGUGGGGCUAACGCUGGUGUUGGUUCGUCUGAGACGCAAUCCGACAACCUCAUCUCUGACGCUUCGAAGAAGCACCGUCGCAAACGUAACCGCAGAGGGCAGAAUCUCAAUUUCUCCGGAAGUGACUACAAGCAGUCUCUGGCGAACAGAACCUUCUUCGACAACACACAAACCAAGGCCGACAACAACGCCGUCAGCGGCCCCAAACCAACCGUGGCGUACCAAGGAGCUGAACCUCGUCGUGUGUCUGCAGAAAGCAAGGAAGAGAUACAUCCGGUGUACGGCCACGCCUUGACGUGGAAGUCCAAGAACACCAAGGCCAAGGACGACUACACUCGAGUCCGACGUAACGUUCGCACAGUUGCGCCUGAGCAGUUUGUGGAAAAGGCCAGACCAUCCAACGCAAGAGCCGACAUCUUUCCCCGCACCGUCAGCGAGUGGCAGAGCUUCAGAGCCGAUUCGGUAGCUGAUAGAUUGAAAGAGCUCCAGAUCGAUACACAGAAGCUGUCCGAUCGCGUUACUGCGACACAGAACAUGGAGAAAGACGGUAUCCCUCGAGAGAAGCGUGUACCCAAGUCGGUGUUUGGUGGGGCCAAUGGAAAGGUCUUCAACAACGGCCUCGGUCCAUGCCUGAUGCAGCCAACUGUCUUCUCAGAUGAACACAUGCGGUCUGCCCGAUACAAGGCUGACUGGCCAACUCAGGCCGAGAUGCUCGAAGAUGGCGACCAGCGUGAGAAUCAUCAGGUGCAAACUCGAGCAGGUCGCUUCCUCCCUGCUCCACGCGUCCCACAUGAUCCCAAUGAGCCUUACAUCUCUUUCAAAGAGCGUGCCGUGAUUCCGCAAUUCCCAAUGGACCAAACUGGUCCAAUCUACCGCAACGCUCUUGGGGAGAUCAUGGACCCAUUUCCUGCCGAGGUUGAGCGAGAGAACGAGAUAAUGAACAACGAUCCCACCUUUGAGGCCAAUGCGCUCCAGUACCUCGGCAGCGACCUCAUGGAUGAGAUUGGUCAUUAUCAGCCUCCAUUCGUGCCACCAUGGCAGAGUGCGCAGCGCCAUGCAGAGAUGGAGUCACGUAAGGCUAUCGAGGGCAUCAACAUGCUGCAGCAAGCAGGCCUUCACAUGGGAUACACUAGCCAGAUUGAAGUCCAGAACAUCGUUGCAAAUAUGCCUAAUCUAGCUUCGGCUGGGCAGUGGCAAGGCCAGCAGAGUGCUGCUCCAUCGACGGCUGGUGAUUUGAACGCGACAGGUGAUUGGAAUGGCUGGAUGUUCAUGGCUAACGGGGAACACGGCGAGGAUAUUUGGAUGGCCCCAGGUGGGAUGGUCUGGAAGUACCAUAGUGAUCUUGGCUGGUUUCAGGACUAA
Molecule: messenger RNA, 1494 nt
Organism: Cyphellophora europaea CBS 101466
Lineage: Eukaryota; Fungi; Ascomycota; Eurotiomycetes; Chaetothyriales; Cyphellophoraceae
Exons: 1
Coding region: 1-1494 (497 amino acids)
Source: RefSeq, a predicted model, not a curated record